Molecule: messenger RNA, 1014 nt
Organism: Puntigrus tetrazona (Sumatra barb)
Lineage: Eukaryota; Metazoa; Chordata; Actinopteri; Cypriniformes; Cyprinidae
Gene: otulina
Product: OTU deubiquitinase with linear linkage specificity a
Exons: 2
Coding region: 302-796 (164 amino acids)
Source: RefSeq, a predicted model, not a curated record
GCAAAGGUACGUGAACAGUCUUUUAUUCGUGUUGAACCUUUCAUUCACAUGCGUAGACAUGCUUAUACCGAAAUAUCGUUUUGAUUCGUUCUGUUUUUCGUCUGAAUGAGCGUUCAUGCAUUGUGAGAGUUGUUUAAAAAAAAAAGGAAAAACGCUGGAUACGCGCAAAAGAAAAAUCAGGGGUGUGUAGCUAGUGAAAGCAGCGCAGUCUAGAAACGACUGCCAUGUGGUUUUCUGUCAGGAUGGUUUCAGAGACGGCAGUGAUGCAGGGAAAGAAGCGUCUCUACAGGCUGGUUUCAACAUGGGAUACACGGAAGGAGCCACUAAAAUGACAGUCAUCGGUCAGCUCAAAGGAAUCGUCAGCGCCGUUCGAUGCUGGUGUCAGGUUCAGCUGCCUGGAAGCCCGACUUCUGCAUCGAUCACGGAUCUGCUACGGAGAUUGGAGGUGCAUGAGGACGGACUGGUGGAGGACAUGAGGAAAGCCCAGCAGAGGCCUCCACCUAAUUUGACUGAGAUGGUGGAUGACAUGAAGGACCUAAAUGUUGAACAAAGAAACCGAGGUGGAGAAUCCAGGUGCUCAAACAGUGGGGACUGUUGUGGGAGAGGGGGAGCAAAUGGUGACUGUUGUGGAAACGUUGGAGGCGUGAGUGAAGAUUCACCGAGAACUCUUUGCCAGCAUUCUUUCUCUGCAGGAGAGAGUCUAAAACAGCUGCUAAAGUGCUGCUCGGACUUGGUAACAGAACUGGGGCUUCCUGAAGAAUUAAAACUUCACAUACAGCAGCUCAUAGACGCUUGAAGUGGAUUCACUGCAGCAGAACAUCUGAAUAUAGCAUCCUGUGUGGGCAGGAAACAACAAGCAAAUUCGUGGAAAGAUAAUAGCCUGUGCAUUAUUUGACCUUUUUUUUUUUUUUCAUUGCUGUGAUUCUAUUGAACUGCAGUUUUGCUGGAUUAGUACUACACUGUACAUUUUAAUACCCUUUUAUAUAAUAAAUGGUCUGAUAUAAAGUUUCAAAA